GGACGGGCGCGGCAGCGACUAGGUUUGGUCUCUAUGGCCGACGUCGAUAAGCUGAAUGUUGACGUUUUGAUUACACGAUUGUUGGAAGGUGGUUUGCACGAUGUUUAUAAUGAAACUGAUAAUACAGUUAGAGGUUCCCGUCCUGGCAAGAACGUUCAGUUGACGGAGGCGGAAAUUCGUGCGCUGGCCUUGAAAUCUCGAGAGAUAUUUUUGCGGCAACCUAUCUUGUUGGAACUCGAGGCCCCUUUAAAAAUUUGCGGUGACAUUCAUGGUCAAUAUUACGAUUUGUUGCGUCUGUUCGAAUACGGGAGCUUCCCACCUGAGGCAAAUUACUUGUUCCUGGGUGAUUAUGUAGACCGUGGGAAACAAUCCCUGGAAACCAUUUGUCUUCUCCUGGCGUAUAAAAUCAAAUACCCAGAGAAUUUCUUCCUUUUACGUGGCAAUCAUGAGUGCGCAUCUAUAAAUCGAAUUUAUGGAUUUUACGAUGAGUGCAAGCGACGAUAUAACAUAAAACUAUGGAAAACAUUUACGGACUGCUUUAAUUGUCUUCCAAUAGUAGCCAUCGUAGAUGAGAAGAUAUUUUGCUGCCACGGUGGUCUAUCGCCUGACCUUCAAUCGAUGGAACAAAUACGCAGAAUAAUGAGACCAACCGAUGUACCGGAGCAGGGAUUGCUUUGCGAUCUCUUGUGGUCCGAUCCUGAUAAAGAUAUUACUGGGUGGGGUGAGAACGAUCGCGGUGUUAGCUUCACUUUCGGUGGGGACAUUGUCACAAAAUUUUUGCACAGCCAUGAUUUGGACCUUAUUUGCCGUGCACACCAAGUUGUGGAAGAUGGUUACGAGUUCUUCGCAAAGCGCCAGCUGGUUACGCUGUUCUCAGCUCCUAACUACUGCGGUGAAUUUGACAAUGCCGGUGCAAUGAUGUCAGUUGAUGAGUCAUUGACAUGCUCGUUUCAA
This is a messenger RNA of Opisthorchis viverrini, 954 nucleotides long. RefSeq lists its product as hypothetical. The annotation marks the transcript as partial. The record is from RefSeq and is a predicted model, not a curated record. Gene Ontology annotation, molecular function: protein serine/threonine phosphatase activity. The transcript has 4 exons. Gene Ontology annotation, cellular component: nucleus; cytoplasm. Lineage: Eukaryota; Metazoa; Platyhelminthes; Trematoda; Opisthorchiida; Opisthorchiidae.